GCUGCACAACCGCCAUCACUGAUCUCUGUCUCUCUUCGUAAUUCGUCGCCGAGUUCAAAUCAGAAAGGGGGCGGAGCCAUGCUUGAAUGCUGAAAGAUGGCAAAAGCAGCUCCCGGAAAGCAUAGAACAACAAAAUUCGUUUUCGUUUUGCUGGGGUUAUUAGCCCUCUUUCUCAUUGUAGAUCUGCUCUGGGCUUCAUCCUCUUCACCUUCUUCCAAUUGGACUGUACCAGAUUCCACAAAUAUCAUCGUUCCCCGACCUGUUCACCACAACAUUUCUACUCCGCUUAAGGAAAAGCAUAAGAAAGACAACAAGGAUGGUGUCUCUGGGAGGGUAUUAUCAGCAACUUUUGCUGAUUUAGAUGCUCCAGAGUUGAACUGGGAGAAGAUGGCAACAGCACCGGUGCCUCGUCUUGAUGGUGCGGCAAUACAGAUCAAGAAUCUUCUUUAUGUAUUUGCUGGAUAUGGAACCAUUGAUUAUGUGCAUUCUCAUGUUGACAUAUACAAUUUCACUGAUAACACUUGGGGGGAAAGGUUUGACAUGCCAAAGGAAAUGGCGCAUUCACAUUUAGGGAUGGUAACAGAUGGAAGAUACAUUUAUGUGGUGACCGGACAAUAUGGUCCUCAAUGUAGAGGGCCAACUGCUCACACAUUCGUACUGGACACAGAGACAAAGCAGUGGCAGGAUAUGCCACCUUUACCUGUUCCACGGUAUGCACCUGCCACCCAACUUUGGAGAGGCCGACUCCACGUGAUGGGCGGCAGCAAAGAGGACAGGGGUACACCUGGAGUAGAGCAUUGGAGUGUUGCUGUCAGGGACGGCAAAGUUUUAGAAAAUGAAUGGCGAACUGAAAUUCCCAUUCCUCGUGGUGGACCUCACAGGGCUUGUGUUGUGUUCAAUGACCGUCUGUAUACUUUUGGCGGUCAAGAGGGUGAUUUCAUGGCUAAACCUGGAUCUCCAAUUUUUAAAUGCUCUCGCCGGAAUGAGGUUGUAUAUGGCGAUGUCUACAUGCUAGAUGAUGAUAUGAAGUGGAAAGUGUUAAAUUCUAUGCCAAAGCCAGAUUCUCAUAUUGAGUUUGCUUGGGCAAUUGUUAAUAGUUCUCUAAUCAUUGUCGGAGGUACCACGGAGAAGCAUCCUGUAACCAAAAAGAUGAUUUUGGUCGGAGAAAUAUUCAGAUUUGAAUUUGAUACCCAGAAAUGGUCAGUGAUUGGAAAGCUCCCUUACCGUGUCAAAACUACUCUAGUCGGGUUUUGGAAUGGGAUGUUGUAUUUUACCUCAGGGCAACGAGACAGAGGCCCGGACGACCCAGCGCCAAAGAAGGUCCUUGGAGAGAUGUGGAGAACAAAGCUAUUGUUAUGAGCAAUUUUGUUUGUGGUGUAUUACUACGGAUUAUUUGCCCUUGGAUGAAUAUUGUAAUCAAUUUUUAAUAGCCAAUUCUUUAUUGUCAA
Salvia hispanica is the source of this 1448-nucleotide messenger RNA. Its product is annotated as Galactose oxidase/kelch repeat superfamily protein. NCBI's taxonomy places the organism in Eukaryota, Viridiplantae, Streptophyta, Magnoliopsida, Lamiales, Lamiaceae. Gene Ontology annotation, molecular function: protein binding. The record is from RefSeq and is a predicted model, not a curated record.